This is a messenger RNA of Brachypodium distachyon (stiff brome), 2147 nucleotides long. Its product is annotated as probable apyrase 6. Gene Ontology annotation, cellular component: membrane. The transcript has 8 exons. The record is from RefSeq and is a predicted model, not a curated record. Gene Ontology annotation, molecular function: nucleoside diphosphate phosphatase activity. Gene Ontology annotation, biological process: nucleoside diphosphate catabolic process. The coding region runs from base 34 to 1800 and encodes 588 amino acids. NCBI's taxonomy places the organism in Eukaryota, Viridiplantae, Streptophyta, Magnoliopsida, Poales, Poaceae.
CCGAGCAACCAGGUGUCCAGGUAGCAACCCCGAAUGGUCAAUUUUACCCCACCAUCCCCCCGCUGCCCGCCACACCUGGGACCCCGCGCUCCCUCGCCGCAACAGAUCCCGCCGCAGCCUCGCGGCGGCGCGCCGGCACCCCCUUCUCCGCCGACGCGCCCCGGCGGCCCGCGUCCCCGGACGCUCUCCACCCCCAGCCGAGCUCGCCGUCCGAUGCGCCGCGCCAAUGCCCGCGUCGAGCUGCGCGAACAAACCCUAGCUCCUCCAACCCCCGCACCCAAGAUGGUCGCCCAGCGGCAACGCUCCAGCUCCUGCCGCAGCCGCCGACAUCUCGCUGGCGCUCUCGGCCUCCUCGCGGCGGCGGCCUUGGCGCUUCUCCUCCUGCAGCCCCGGUCGCCACCCCUAAGCUACGGCGUCAUCAUCGACGCCGGCAGCACCGGGAGCCGCGUCCACGUCAUCGCCUACCGCGCGGGGGCGCUCCCGCGGCUGGACUGGACGGGCACGGCGUCUCUGAAGGCGACCCCAGGGUUGUCGUCCUUCGCAGCCGACCCCCACAGCGCGGGCCUGUCGAUCGCGCCGCUGGUGGAGUUCGCGCGGCGCCGUGUGCCGCGGGAUAGUUGGGUGGAUACUGAGGUGCGGCUCAUGGCCACGGCUGGGCUCCGGUUGCUUGAUGCCGUGGCGGCCGAUGCCGUCUUGGAGUCAUGCAGGGAGGUGCUUCGUGAGUCACGGUUCCGGUUCCAGGAUGAAUGGGCCACCGUGAUCUCAGGAGCUGAGGAAGGGAUUUAUGCAUGGGUUGCGGCAAAUUAUGCAUUGGGUACCCUGGGUGGUGGGAAUCAAGAUACUACUGGGAUAAUUGAGCUUGGUGGGGCUUCUAUUCAGGUAACGUUUGUCACCAAGGAGCCAAUGCCUCCGGAGUUCUCCCACAUUCUUACGUUUGGCGAUAUCACAUAUAAUCUGUACAGCCACAGUUUUCUACAUCUUGGUCAGAAUGUGGCAUAUGAAUCACUCCAUGACCUUCUGAGCACAAAAGGCCUUAAAUCAAUGGCCACACAUUUAAUUCAUCAAGCUACAUACAGAGAUCCUUGCACUCCAAGGGGAUUUUCGCGCAUGGCAGGAUCUGUUAAACUUCCUGUUAGUGUUCUUGAGUCAAAGGCUGAGUACAGACCUUUUGCUCAUGCUGUUGGUAACUUCUCUGAGUGUAGAUCGGCAGUAAGAACACUAUUGCAGAAAGGACAAGAGGAAUGUACAUAUCAUGAUUGCCGUCUGGGUGCAGCAUUUGUACCAGAUAUGGAAGGGAAAUUUAUUGCAACCGAGAAUUUCUACCAUACCUCAAAGUUCUUUGGACUACGUUCGAAGUCCUUUCUUUCUGAUCUGAUGCUAGCUGGGGAGCAAUUUUGCCACGGGGACUGGUCAAAUAUAAAAAAGAAGUACCGCUCUUUCAAUGAAGGGGAACUGCUCCUUUUUUGCUUCUCAUCAGCGUAUAUUGUGGCCUUACUGCAUGAUACUCUGAAAGUGCCAAUGGAUCACAAGAGCAUUGAUGUUACGAAUCAAAUCGGGGGUGUGCCUGUUGACUGGGCAUUGGGCGCCUUCAUUGUGCAGAAGACACCAAACCGGACAGAGUACUCAGAUCCAUCAGUUUCAUAUCUAAACAACUAUGACUCUUCUGGGUUGGCGCCACUUAUCUUCAUUGCCAUGGUUGUAUUUACAGUGUUCUCCAUCCUGAAGUGGAGAAGACCUCGCCUGAAGACAAUAUACGACAUGGAGAAAGGCCGGUACAUCAUAACAAGGGUCAACCGAUGAGCCUUGCGCCUCGUCGCUGGGAGUUGGUUGAGUUCUUGCGAUGGGGCUCCAGUGACCGUGUUUGUAAAUUUUCCUAAUUGUUUUUUAUUGGCAGCCAUUGUAUGGUUCGACAGCUUGCCUCUCUGUAUAGGACCGAGUGUAGGCAGCCCUUUUUGUGUAUUAUGUGACGAGUUGGGUUGCUGCAGCCUGCAGUACUCGUGGGCGUAGAUCAAUGCUGUAUAGACUAGUGGUUCCAAAGUACUGCUGAUGUAAUAACCAUCUUGUUUGUGCUUUCGAGAUCUGCAGAGAUGGUGACGAACACAGUGCCGUGUUAAGGCCCAUCCUGUGCUUUGCUGCAAAUUAAUUUA